Molecule: messenger RNA, 4637 nt
Organism: Haliaeetus leucocephalus (bald eagle)
Lineage: Eukaryota; Metazoa; Chordata; Aves; Accipitriformes; Accipitridae
Gene: MEAF6
Product: MYST/Esa1-associated factor 6
Exons: 6
Cellular component (GO): NuA4 histone acetyltransferase complex
Source: RefSeq, a predicted model, not a curated record
CUGGGCGGCGGGGCGGGCGCGGGGCCGGGCCCGCUCCAUGCGCUGCGCUGUGCCCGGCAGGAGACGCUGGCCAACCUGGAGCGGCAGAUCUACGCCUUCGAGGGCAGCUACCUGGAGGACACGCAGAUGUACGGGAACAUCAUCCGCGGCUGGGACCGCUACCUCACCAACCAGAAGAACUCCAACAGCAAAAACGACCGGAGGAACCGCAAGUUCAAGGAGGCCGAGCGGCUCUUCAGCAAGUCCUCGGUCACCUCGGCAGCGGCGGUCAGUGCAUUAGCUGGAGUUCAGGACCAGCUCAUUGAGAAGCGGGAGCCAGGCAGUGGCACAGAAAGUGACACUUCUCCAGACUUUCACAAUCAGGAGAAUGAGCCCAACCAGGAGGAUGCUGAAGAGCUGGAUGGGUCUGUGCAGGGGGUGAAACCCCAGAAAGCUGCUUCCUCUACUUCUUCGGGGAGCCACCACAGCAGCCACAAAAAACGGAAGAACAAAAAUCGACACAGGAUUGAUCUCAAGUUAAACAAAAAGCCAAGAGCCGACUACUAGACUCAUCAGUGGUGAUGCUUCCGGGAUUUAGGUCUACGUGAAUCCCCGCUGAGAAAAAUGCCAGUCGACUGAAUGAGCACGAUGGCAGCUCUCUGGCCAAGUGUCUGCAGAUGGGAGUGGCUCACUCUAAAGAACUUAGAUGGGAGAAAAUCUUGGACCAUGUACUUGCAUCAUUUUUACAUCACCUGAGUUGCAGGAAGACUAAGGUGUAAUAGUAGUAGUAGUCCUGAGUUCCUGACUGUUCUGUGCUUCCACCUCAGUCAGGAACUUCCCAAAAUUGGCUGAUCUUGCUGCCACCACCCCUGUCAUCUGCAAACCCAUGGAGAGGUAUUUCUUUUUCCACUGGACCUAGGGUAUGAUUCAGUAUGUCCCACCUAUGUUGUAAGACUUAGAUUACUUUUAUUGCUGAUAAUUAGCAUUGUAGUUUUGGUUUUGCUUUGGUUUUUUGUUGGUUUUGUUUUUGUUUUUAAACCAAAGUGUAUAGUUAACAAAUUGCCUUUGGGUUUCUUUGUUUUAAUCCAUGUAGAGCGGAAAGUUCUUCAUUUUGUGGAACAGCUUAUUUUGAUUCUUACUCAAGCAGAGAAGAAGGUGGUUAACCCUUUUCUCUAACUUUAAUUUUAAACACCAUCCCCUGAAAUUUACACAGUGCUUUUAGAUGCAGGGAAGGCUGGAGCUCCAAAGCCAUCUUGCUCUUUACUGUCUUUGAGGUUGGGUGGAUUCUCUUUUUAAUACAAACUUCUGUCAUUUGUACAUAAACAAUAAAAUUACAUGUUUGUCUCUCUUCUCAUGUUUUGUGCAGUCCAAAAUUUGACUCCUAGUGUUUUUUUAUUCUCCAUCUGCUUUAUUGAGGACUUUGCUGGAAUUCUUCCACUUCUGCAUAGUAGCUUUUCCUUGUCUCGUGACCAUCCUUGUGCUUUCUUUCCUCUGGUAGACAUAACAUUGACUACUUGAAAGGAUUGCCAGGCACUAAUCUCCAGCUGUGUUCCAACUAAUCCCGCUUCAAGGUAGGACUUGGAUGUAAGUCAGUUCUUGCUGAUACUGGCAGAAUGCCCGCAGAUAAGAAAUGAGCAGUCUGGAUUGCCACUGGUAGAGUACACAGAGGGAUGAGUGUUAGGUGCUUUUCACAGUAGCCGGGUCAAGAUAUCAGUGCUGAUGUUGAAAUAAGCUUUGCUUUUCUCAAGGUGGCAAAUAGGUUUUGUUACUGGUGCUGUAAUGUAUUUGUGUCUGCUUAAUGAGUGCUGUGGGAAAAGCUGUAUCGCUCACCUGACGGCCCCCCCAGUGCGUGCAUGUGCACUUGUUACAGCUGAGUGUUCAUUCCGUUCUGCUACACCUCUGCUUUCCUGGUGUCUUGGGUCUUUUUCAGCUCCCUCCAGGCAACACAGUCAGUGCAGAGCGGUACCGAAGAGUGAAGGCAAAUGUGUAGGGCAAAGUUCUCCCUUGUUCUGUUGUCUGGUUCAGGGAUCAAGGCAGCUCUGUAUUUGUUCACGGUGGGAGCUGGCUUAUCCCACAGUAGAGUGAGCAGCUGGCACUCUGCUGUCAGGGGCCGAUGGCUGCUUAUCUGCAGGGGGGUGUCAGGAUGUAAUGGCUUAACGGGAGAGCAGCAAAGCUGUCCUACUUUUUUGUGUUUUAAGUUACAGAGGUUAAAUACAGGGGGGUGGAAGAUCUAGGAAACAGCAUAAAUUCCUGAAAGGCCUUGCUUUUCCAUAGUUCUGGAGAAAAGAAGUCAUAGCUGAUGGUUUUUGAUUACUUGGCCUUGGUACAAAAGCAGUUUUUCUCCCACUACUUCCAAAGCAAGGAUUGCAAGAGCGCUGAACUUCAGAGAGUAAAAAAUCUUUGCUGCACCUCUUUGACCUCAAGGAAAGCUGCUGUACCUUUUAGACCAGAACAUUUACCUGCAGAGAAACAGCAAAGGGCUCCUGUAGCUUGGCUUGGAGGCCUGUGUGUACAGGAGUUUUUUGUGGUGAAGUGUCAAUCAAUCAGCUCCACUUUCCCUGUGAUAGGCAUUAGGGGUGCUGCAGGGACAAGGGGAAAACGCAACCUUUCCUGCCUCCGGCAGUGUUUGUCACUAAAGGAAGGGGACAGCCUGUUCUGAUGAGGACAGUGUCUGAUGGCAGCAGCCCUGGGGAGCCAGCACACUGAUCAGGGCAGAAAGCUAAAUGGCAAACGCUUGGUUCACAGUUGAAGGCACCCUGUUCUGCUGAUAUGCAGCUCUUCCCUCCCAGGUCCUGCUGAUGGGCAGUAGCCCUUUGGCUGCCACGAGACAGGUGAGAUUAAGAGGCCGUGGGGCUCUGUGCGGUCUGCCCCAGCUUGUCCCAGAACAAGCACUAAUGGCUGAAGCUCUGCAGCAGCAGCUUCCCCACGGUGUUACUGUGGGGCGGGGGGGAGGAUGGUGUGUGGCGGUCUCUGAUCACUUUGGGAACAUAAGCACCAUCUCCUACAAGAGUGUCAUGAGAUGGAUGCUGGAGUCUGACUCUGGCAGUUGUGCCUAAAACUUCUAUUUUAUUUCUGAAGACUUCUGUUUUAAUUCCUAAAUGGCCUGAGUGACUAAAGAUCCCCAGAUAGCCUGGCCUGGGACACAGGAGUCAGAGUGCACUGCAUGGGCUUUUACCUGAAUGCUAAUGAAAGCUAGAAGUAGUAGUUAAAAAUAAAUUGCAAGUCCUUUGCUUGUAGAAGAUGAAUCCUGAGCAGAGCAAACGAGGGGUGGCACAGCAGCAACCGUCCUUAUGGCCACCAAAGGUAGAGCAGGAGAAACACUAAUCCCCUGCGCAGCCUCGUCACCAAGAGGAUUAGGCAGGAUUUUAUCGAGCCCAAGCAAGCGGUGAGCAGCAGCUGAGAGCUGACACCACGCAGGAGGGGCAGCAGCUGCCCCAGCCAGGUCCAGGAGGGGUCCGCGCAUGGUGCAUCGCCGGGUAAGGGGGCACAGCCCGGGGGGAGCAGGCGUCCCUGCUGAACUCAUGUCCUACCUGCUGGGGUCUGGCCCUGUGAAUGCUCGCCCUCCCUUUUGCUAGCCUGGCACUCAGCGAGCCAGGCUGGACACCAGCGUGUGCUGGUGCACCCCGCGGCUGCCACGCGUCCCUCCAGCAUGCGGAGCGUGGCACGUGAGCAAGCCGGUGGCUCCCAGGGCUGUGGGCACAUCACCUCUCCGUCUCCUGGUCUGCAGGGUCCCCAUGGGCAGGCAGCGUGGCCCGCUGGUGCCGAGGUGGAGGCAGCUCCUGCGCGCCGGGUGCCGGUGGCUCCUCUCGCUCUCCGGGACAGUGCUCUGGGGGCUGUGGUGGCUCUGGAGGCUGGUGUGGGUGGGUACCACGGGGGGGUGGGGGUCCCUUCCCCAAGGGCCUUCAAGCACUUGUGUCGGCUCUAAACGUGGCGCGUGCCCAGAACCAGGUGCCGGGGCGUGGGGUCAAGGGUCUGCCGGAGGGGUGUACCGCUCUGUACCUGUGGUGCCGGGGGCUGUGGUUCGGUGCGGCGGGGGCAGAUGGGGGAGGAGGUCACCACGCCGUCCGACAGCAUGGCUGGAGGAUUGGGACCCUCAUCCUUGGGAGUUGGCUUGAGGCACUGUAUGGUUCUGCCCUCCGAGAGCACUGGGGAUGUGGGGAUGUUGCUCCGGGCUCUGCCCUCCCUGGGGCAGGUUUGAGCCUGCUGCUCUCACCACGCGGCUGCCGUCCUCUCCCCCAGUACCUGCUGUUCUGCUACAAGAGCUGCUGGGACGGCGCCUUCCAGGUCACCGAGGAGGUAACUAACUCACUCCCCCAACGUGCCCCCACGCCACAGGGGCUGCGGAGAUUUCUGACUCCCCCAGGACACGGCUGAGCCCGGUGACACGGUCUGUUGGGCGGCCCUGUGGCACCAGAGGGGCUGUAGGACCCCAGGUCACAGCAUGGCAGGGUUCCCUGGUCAGCGUCGGUGCCAGCGGCCAGCCGGGCUCGGCUGCCCGUGGAUAUGUCAGUCCCUGCUGUCCAUGGCGGCUUUCAGCUUGGCAUGGUGCUGCGGUCGAAUCUGGAAAGUGGCAGCCAGGGGAGCGAGGAGGAGGAGGAGGACGGGGGUUCCACUUCUGCGCUGGAGCCUGGGCAGGCAGGUAGGUCCCCGGCACGGCG